Topomyia yanbarensis is the source of this 1426-nucleotide messenger RNA. RefSeq names its product carbonic anhydrase 2 (gene CAH3). Bases 588 to 1346 code for a protein of 252 amino acids. The record is from RefSeq and is a predicted model, not a curated record. NCBI's taxonomy places the organism in Eukaryota, Metazoa, Arthropoda, Insecta, Diptera, Culicidae. The transcript is spliced from 5 exons. Gene Ontology annotation, cellular component: cytoplasm. Gene Ontology annotation, molecular function: zinc ion binding; carbonate dehydratase activity.
CACCAUCGGUUUGAGAACCACUGGACUUUCUGACUAAAUGCAAUCAAUAUAAACCAUCAUUAUAUAGUUUGGAGUGUGCGUUUUCAUGGCUCAGUGCAAGGUGUUGGUGCAAUUAGGUUUCGUUUCCGUGGAAGGAAGCAACAUUGGUUGGAAGGAAACUGUCUGCUGUGUUUCUGGAUUGUCAAAAAAAUAAAUGCAUUAUUAAUUCUGUCACUGUGCUACGUAAAUCAGCGGAUGUGGCGUAUUUGAACAGGUAAAAAAAUUCCACUCCUGAACGAACACAGAAACAGUGAAUGUAGGAAACAAAAACAGCAAAUUAUUUUCGAUCUCUGCAUCUACGCCGAAAGUGAGUGACGCGACGACGACGACGAUACGCGAGCUCACCUUAUCAAGGGUAGCAAUAGUGAGCAAUGAAAAUCCGCUGAUUGAUCUCGUCGUUACUCACAUUCAUAUAGGUAUUUCUCGCUUUUGGUGGAGCGUGAAUUACGGCAAAAACGUGACUGUGAUAAUGUGCUAUUAAAUAUGCUGACUUAAACUAACUUGUGAUAGUUUCAGCUUUGAAUUUUUGAUUGGAAAACAAGAAAACAAUGCCUUCAAAUGUUCAGUCUCCGAUUUCACUAAGCCAACGAUCGACCAGUUUCAAAGAUUGCGUACAACCUUUGGAAUAUUUUGGCCACUGGGAUGGUAAUGGCCGGGCGAAGAUUGUUAACAAUGGAGCAUCAGCAAUGAUUACAUUUUCGGAUCGGGCAUAUCAGCCGUUUAUUAUUGGAGGACCACUGGAUAGCAAGUACAUCUUCGAGCAGCUGCACUUUCAUUGGGGAGUCGAAGAUGAUUCAGGCUGCGAGCACAUCCUCGAGGGUAACACUUUCUCAAUGGAAGCCCACGCAGUGCACUACAAUGCUAGAUAUGGGAGUUUCCAGGAAGCGGUCGACAAACCGGACGGUCUGGCGGUGACGGGUUUCUUUGUACAUGCCUAUGGAGAUACCGAUUGCAGGGAAUUUGAGAAAAUUGUCAACGGGAUCAAGUUUGUUAAGAAACCUGAUUCGGAAGUUGAGAUUGAUGCUGAUUGUCUUUCGUGGAUGGGACUGCAAGAUCUUAGCAGACACUACUAUUCCUACAAGGGUUCUCUCACCACCCCACCUUACUACGAAAGUGUCACGUGGAUCGUAUACAAGACGCCGGUGUACGUGUCGCGAUCACAAAUAGCUGCCUUCCGGGAGCUGCAAUCUUGCCCAAAAGAUUCCAAUAAAAAAAUUGUCAACAACUAUCGUGAGGUACAAGUGCCUAAAUAUCACCCGGAGAUAAUAUUUGUGCGAAACAGCGGUCGGCCACGUUCAAAACUUUAAAUUGUAUUUCUUGUUGUAAAAUAUUGGUACCUUAGAUUGUUUUGAUAAAACAAUAAAAAAUUUCACAUUGAUUUAUAUAA